AUGGCCGUUAUCAAUCAACCAAAUAGUCAAAUUAAACUUACAAAUGUUUCUCUUGUACGAAUGAAAAAGGGUAAAAAAAGAUUUGAAAUUGCUUGUUAUCAAAAUAAAGUCCAAGAUUGGAGACUGAAAGUUGAAAAAGAUCUUGAUGAAGUUUUACAAAUUCCACAAGUAUUCAUUAAUGUAUCUAAAGGACAAGUUGCAAAUAAUGAUGAUUUACAAAAAAGUUUUGGAACUACUAAUCAAGAUGAAAUUAUAUUAGAAAUUUUAAAUAAAGGAGAAAUUCAACUUAAUGAAAAAGAAAGAAAUGCAAAUUUACAACAAAAACAAAAUGAAUUUUUAAAUAUAAUUUCAACUAAAUGUAUAAAUCCAAGAUCAAAGAAAAGAUACCCACCAAGUAUGAUUGAAAAAGUUUUAAAUGAACUUAAAUUUCAUUUAAGUCCAACAAAACCAACUAAAACUCAAGCAUUAGAUGCAAUUAAAUUAUUAGUUGAAAAACAAAUAAUUCCAAUUGCUAGAGCUCAAAUGAAAAUUAGAAUUAUGUUGUCUAAAAAAGCAUAUUUGAAAACUUUCCAAGAUGAUAUCAAACCAAAUAUUGAUCAAAUUGUUGAAGAAGAUAAUAAUGGUAAACAAUAUGAAAUUGUUGGUAUUAUUGAUCCUAUAAAUUAUAGAGUAUUGGUUGGUCUUAUUGAUAAUUCAGAUGGAAGUAACAAAGUUCCAAAAGGUGAAGGAUCUAUAGAAGUUUUAGAUAUGUCUGCCAUUAAAGAGUAA
This is a messenger RNA of Candida tropicalis MYA-3404, 768 nucleotides long. Its product is annotated as guanine nucleotide exchange factor. NCBI's taxonomy places the organism in Eukaryota, Fungi, Ascomycota, Pichiomycetes, Serinales, Debaryomycetaceae. The coding region runs from base 1 to 768 and encodes 255 amino acids. The transcript has a single exon. The record is from RefSeq and is a predicted model, not a curated record. Gene Ontology annotation, biological process: cytosolic ribosome assembly; ribosome biogenesis.